GUAGAUGUCUUCAUGGAAGAAUGUACUAUUGAAAAUAAAUAAACGAAACCCUGCUUUGUGUACAGAGGAAUAUUGCCAAGGCGUUUCACAAACUUGAAACAGCAUCUCAGUAAAUAAACCCUCAUGGACACGGCUUUGCUGUUGGAGAGGCAGGAGAGAGAGGCAGAGUCCUCUCAGACGUUGAGUGACCACACAUCAGCCACCCAGCUGCUGAGGCUGCAAGUGGAAGACCUGCAGAAGAGACUGCAGGAGAAAGACCACAAACUCUCAGAGGCACAACAGGCUUUGCUGUUGGAGACGCAGGAGAGAGAGGCAGAGUCCUCUCAGACGUUGAGUGACCACACAUCAGCCACCCAGCUGCUGAGGCUGCAAGUGGAAGACCUGCAGAAGAGACUGCAGGAGAAAGACCACAAACUCUCAGAGGCACAACAGGCUUUGCUGUUGGAGACGCAGGAGAGAGAGGCAGAGUCCUCUCAGACGUUGAGUGACCACACAUCAGCCACCCAGCUGCUGAGGCUGCAAGUGGAAGACCUGCAGAAGAGAUUGCAGGAGAAAGAGGACAAACUCUCAGAAGCCCAACAGGUUAUCAGAGGUUUACGAGAUGAGAUUCUUGUUCUUCAGAGGCAGCUGAAGGCUGAGAGGAGGAAGUCCCAGGAUGCAGUGCAAAAACCAGCCAGGAAACCACACAAGGUCCAACUCAAAAGAGUUAAUAAGGAUGCAGUGCAACAGCCAGCCAGGAAAUCCCGAAAGAUCAGUCUGUACAGUUCCCCUUCCUCAGAGCACGUCCACACUGCCCUCUCAGAUUCCCUCCACAACGAUGCCACAUCAGCACGGAAAAGGCUUUCGCUGAGGUCAUCAGUUAGACUGGAGGACUGGGGACCCAAACUCGACACAGAUGGAGUGUUUUUGAUUCCACCAGUGGAGCAGGAUGAUGAUGACGAUGAUGAUGACGACAUUGAUGACAUCGAUGAUGAUGAUGAUGAUUAUGAUGAUGAUUACAUCCCUGAGAAAGCUGACGGCGUUGAUGACAUUCAUGAUGACACCCCUGACCAGAUGGUGUUGGACGAGCAACCAGUGGCGUCUACUUACGAAAUUGUUGAGGCUGGGACAAAGAGAGGACGUCCGCAGCUUGUAGACAACCUGGGCUACUGCUUUAGUGUUCGCCAUAUUGCACCCAGUGGCGCUGUAACCUGGAGAUGUACUGUACGUCCCGUAGGCGCACCAUGCAAAGCCAUUGUGGUUCAGCGUCAUGGUGUGUUCAAAGCAGGCGGCUACCAGCACAACCAUGGACCCAAUCUCGGCGCUGCCACUGCGGCCAAAGUCGUUGCUCGAGUGAAGAGAGAGGCUCUGAGUGACUUAUCUAAGCCGGCAUCAGCCAUCGUUAAAGAGGUGUUACUGCAGGAACUAGAUGGUGAUACGCCUUGCAUAGCACUGAAGCGGGAGCACUUGAUGGUGAAAGCAAAUCGCCACCGGAAGAAGAUGAGACCCGACGAAUGGCGCGAUCAUAGUGUACGGAGCACUGCAAGCAUGGAGGAGUCCCGAGAAGAACAGCCAGUGGAAGAGAUGGUGGCGGAGGGGCAGCCAGUGUCGUCUUCUUACGAAGUUGUUGAGGCUGGCACAAAGAGAGGACGUCCGCAGCUUGUAGACAACCUGGGCUACUGCUUUAGUGUUCGCCAUAUUGCACCCAGCGGCGCUGUAACCUGGAGAUGUACCGUACGUCCCGUAGGCGCACCAUGCAAAGCCAUUGUGGUUCAGCGUCAUGGUGUGUUUAAAGCGGGCGGCCACCCGCACAAUCACGCACCCAAUCUCGGCGCUGCCACAGCUUCCAAAGUCGUUGCCCGAGUGAAGAGAGAGGUGGCGCUAGACUUAUCUAAGCCGGCAUCAGCCAUCGUUCAAGGGGUAUUUCUGCAGGAACUAGAUAGUGAUUCACCUUGUCUAGCACUCUCCAAGCCAGAGCACUUGGUAGUGAAAGCAAAUCGCUACCGAAAGAAGAUGAGACCCGACGAACAGCGCGGACAUAAUGCACAGAGCACUGCAACCAUGGAUGAGUCCCCAGAGGAACAGCAAGUGGGAGAGAUGGUGGUGGAGGGGCAGCCAGUGGCGCCUACUUACGAAGUUGUCGAGGCUGGCACAAAGAGAGGACGUCCGCAGCUGAUAGACAAUCUAGGCUACUGCUUUAGUAAUUGCAAAAGUGCACCCAGCGGUGCGGUAAAAUGGAGAUGUACUAUCCGUCCGAAAGAUGCACCAUGUAAAGCCAUUGUAGUGCAGCAUGAUGGUGUAUUUAAAGCAGGCCGCCACCAGCACAACCAUGCACCCAACACCGGCGCUGCCACAGCAGCCAAAGUCGUCGCCCGUGUGAAGAGAGAAGCUUUGAGUGACUUAUCUAAGCCGGCAUCGGAUAUCGUUCAAGAGGUGUUGCGCCAGGAACUUGAUGGUGAUAGGCCUACGCCUUGCAUAGCACUGAAGCGGGAGCUCUUGAUGCUGAAAGCAAAUCGCUACCGUAAGAAGAUGAGACUCGACGAACAGCCUAGAGAAAGUCUUCAGAGCACUUCGGCCAUGGAGGAGUCCCUAGAAGAACAGUGGCAGCUAGUGGAAGAGAUGUUGGAUGGGCAGCCAGCGUCGUCUACUUACAAAGUUGUGGAGGAUGGAACAAAGAGAGGACGUCCGCAGCUGAUAGACAACCUGGGCUACUGCUUUGGCUUCCAUAGCACACCCCGCGGCUCUGUACAAUGGAGAUGCACUGCUCGUCCCGUAGGCGCACCGUGCGGAGCCACAGUGGUGCAGGGUCAUGGUGGUUUUAAAGCAGGCCGCCACCAACACAACCAUGCACCCAAUCUCGGCGCUGCCACAGCAGCCAAAGUCAAUGCCCGGCUGAAGAGAGAGGCGGUAAACCAUCAAAAUCAGCAAAGGGAUCAAAUACUUCUUGGACUCACUGUAGAUGGUGACACUCCUUGCCCAGCGCUGGCCAAGCCGGUUGUGUUGGCUUUGCUGUUGGAGACGCAGGAGAGAGAGGCAGAGUCCUCUCAGACGUUGAGUGACCACAUAUCAGCCACAGAGCUGCUGAGGCUGCAAGUGGAAGACCUGCAGAAGAGACUGCAGGAGAAAGACCACAAACUCUCAGAGGCACAACAGGUUAUCAGAGGUUUACGAGAUGAGAUCCUGGAUCUCCAGAGGCAGCUGGAGGCUGAGAGGAGGAAGUCCCAGGAUGCAGUGCAACAGCCAGCCAGGAAACCACACAAGGUCCAACUCAAAAGAGUUUAUAAGAUCAGUCAGCCCAGUUCCCCCUCCUCAAAGAACCAACACAGUGGCCUCACAGAUUCCCUCAACAACGAUGCAACACCAGCACGGAAAAGGCUUUCGUUAGGAUCAUCAGUUAGACUGGAGGACUGGGGACCCAAACUCAACCCAGAUGGAGUGCUUUUGUUUCCACCAGCGGAGCAUGACGAUGAUGACGAUGACGAUGGUGACAUCAACAAUGAUAAUGAUUACAUCCCUGAUGAAGCUGAUGACAUCAACAAUGGUGAUGAUUACACUGUUGACCGUCAGAGGACACAGAAAAAGCCACGGUCAACUCCUAGACUACCGAAGCAGAAAGAAAAGUACAAAGAAGCACAAGCACAAAGCACAAAGAGGACGUCCAGAAAAGCCAGAGUUCAUGAAUGCAGCACUUGUGGGAAGCGGUUUGCACAACCAUGUCUCGUCCGCCGUCAUGAACGGAUACAUACUAAUGAGAAACCAUAUCCUUGCGGACUUUGUGGAAAAUCCUUCGGUCAGGAACAUUACGUUACGAUGCACUUUAAGAGGUGCCAUGACGAUGAAGAGAGAUCCGUCGUAAAAGAGAAACACCAUCAAUGUCAGGAAUGCGGGAAAAUGUUUUCCUCAAGUAGCAACCUGAAAGUUCAUCAGCAGACGCACACUGGAGAAAAACCAUUUUCCUGUAAACUGUGUGACAAAAGUUAUUUCAGCCUUUCAGCGCUGCGAAACCAUGAAAACGCCCACGCUGAUGUCAGACCCUUCAUGUGUUCUGAGUGUGGGCAGGGGUUUACCUCAUCUUCGAGUCUAACGAUACACAGGCGCAAGCAUUCAGGUGAGAGGCCGUAUCAGUGCUCCCAGUGUCCUAAGGCGUUCCCCUCCUCCAGCCAGCUGCAUGCACACGUCAAGACCCACUCUGGUGAAAAGACAUUCGCCUGUCUGGACUGUGGACUGACCUUCCUUAGGGCGUCAAGCCUCAGCAGGCACAAGAUCACGCACACUGGGGUCAGGCGUCAUCUCUGCCCAAUUUGUGGAAAGUCCUUUGGUCAAGCUGGCGUCCUCAAGACACACCUGCGUGUUCACACCGGAGAGAAACCUCACUGUUGCACCAUCUGUGGUGAGACAUUCAGCUAUGUACAGAUGCUCCAGACCCACCAGAAACGAACACAUUGUGGAAGAGAACGAGAAGAGCAGGCAUCCAGAGAGCAAGAUGAGAACUCGACCGCAGGAACCUGAAUAACUCAGAACACCAGACAUGUCAUCAGCGAUGGCAUUCUCCAUCUGCAAUCGACAUCACUGAACACUCCCUUCAAAUGGCCAAACCUUUGGACCUGUCUGAUGUCAAUGACUGAUUUUUUUUUUUUAAUGUAUUUUAUAUGGACUUUUUCGCCUUUAUUUGAGAUAGGGCAGUGAAAAGUGACAGGAAGCAAAGGUGGAGAUAGAGAUGGGGUAGGGGUGGCAAAUGAUCCAGGCCGGAUUCGAACCCUAGGUGCAACCCUUGGGCAUGCAAGCACAAAUUUGGGGGGCUUAGCGUAUUGCACGUCAAUGGCUGAAUUUGAAGGACCAGUCCACCAUGUUUCCAUUGUGAAGUACGUUUUUCUCUGGUCUGAGAUGAGUCCAUGCAUACUUUUUUGGCCUUUGUUCGUGCCUGCAAUCAGUAAUCAUUACUUGAUCAUUUAACAGGUUGGUGGGGGGAGUAAUCAACCAGUGCUCUCCCCCAUCCUCCUCCAUGACUGAGGUACCCUGAGCAUGGUACCGUCCCACCGCACUGCUCCCCAUGGGGCGCCACUGAGGGCUGCCCCCUUGCACGGGUGAGGCAUAAAUGCAAUUUCGUUGCGUGCAGUGUGCAGUGUUCACUUGUGUGCUGUGGAGUGCUGGGAGUUGGAGUUUCCCAAUGGGCUUUCACUUUCACUUUCACUAACAAACUCAGCAUGGCAUUAGCGCCAUUCUGAGAGAAAGUAAAUGGGUCAGAUGGGGGCUGAAGUCUUCGGCGUUGUGUGACGAUUAGGGUCGAACCAGGGGGUGGUCAAGAUGGGGUCAUUUUCAAAACCAAGAAAGCGAGGAUGAACAAUUUUCGAUCCAAAACAACUGCAGCUUGUUACGUAGUGAAGCAUUACAUUACAAUUACAUUGCAGUUACAUAACAUUUUAUUUAACUGACGCUUUUAUCCAAAGCGACUUUGCAGUACAUUUAUUAACAGGGUAUUGGUUACAGUCUCUGGAGCAGUUUGGGGUUAGGUGCCUUGCUCUGCUGGCACUGCUCUAAACCUGACCUAAAGCCCAUCUCCUUAGCCACUAGGCCACAGGCCCCUGUGCCAGACAACAAGAAAGGCCCAAGUGGGUCCCAAGACUAUUCCACUUAAGCACCACUGCUUUAGUGCUUUUCAUGUUUUUGUCUGCCUUUGUUGUCCUGAUGUCAAAUUGUCUGCGUUGCAUCAUGGUGUCCUCAGGUCCUUUCUAUUCAGGCCAACUCGUCAGCACUUUGGUCAGCUGCAGUAGGCCUAUU
Molecule: messenger RNA, 5757 nt
Organism: Engraulis encrasicolus (European anchovy)
Lineage: Eukaryota; Metazoa; Chordata; Actinopteri; Clupeiformes; Engraulidae
Exons: 18
Coding region: 124-4488 (1454 amino acids)
Biological process (GO): regulation of transcription by RNA polymerase II
Molecular function (GO): RNA polymerase II cis-regulatory region sequence-specific DNA binding; DNA-binding transcription factor activity, RNA polymerase II-specific
Source: RefSeq, a predicted model, not a curated record